Molecule: messenger RNA, 1686 nt
Organism: Ogataea angusta
Lineage: Eukaryota; Fungi; Ascomycota; Pichiomycetes; Pichiales; Pichiaceae
Exons: 1
Coding region: 1-1686 (561 amino acids)
Biological process (GO): coenzyme A biosynthetic process
Cellular component (GO): phosphopantothenoylcysteine decarboxylase complex
Molecular function (GO): FMN binding; phosphopantothenoylcysteine decarboxylase activity
Source: RefSeq, a predicted model, not a curated record
AUGUCAUUAUCAGAAAAGUCCAUCAAUACAGUAGGUAUUGAUUCCAAAAAGAAGAGUGGCACACACUUGGAAAAGCCUUCCACGGGGAAAGGCACCAUUAGCAACAAGUCUAGUCAGCAGCAACAACCCAUGCCACGGCCUAUAUUGUUCAAAAGUGGCAGUUCGGCUAGCUCGAUCGUAUCCAAGCAAUCGAAUUUGCCACCGUUGAAUACCACAUUCGACAAGACUCAAAAAAGCACACAGCCAAUAUCGCAACCAACGCCCGUGGGGGAGUCGUCUCCAUUCACGCCUUCAACUCAGGCGCACACCUCUGGGGACUUACACUCUGAAUCAAGUACGCCUAUGAAGUCAGUUAGUUCUAUCUCGUUCCAGGUGCCCACCGUCAACCCUCAGAAACAUCGUGGUUCCAUCAGUGCUCGACCUUCAACCACUAAACUGUCCCUGGAAUCCCCGGCUUCUGGAGUCCCAAGUUCAAGACAGCCUUCAGGCACUCAUCCUCCUGCUACACUGGCCCACGAGUUCCCCCACCAAGUCAAGCACACGGAUGCUGGGUCGUCGAAAACAACCCCAACAACAGUGGUCCCUCUUUAUUCCGCUAUCGGAAAAGAGUCAAGAGAGCAUAGCGUCUCGUCAAUUCUAAGUGACAGACACCCAAGCUCGCAUUCGUCUCCAAGAAAUCUUUCGUCUCCAUCUGGCGUCACAUCGCCUGUCUCUUUUGACUUGGGUCCUCAGUCAUCUCAAAAUUCCACCGUUGGAGGCGACACUCUGCGGAACGAGAUCUUGUUCCAGCCACUUUCAGGCGAGAAUCGCGUGCACUCGCCUCCAAUGGCGUCAAAGAAAAAGACCACUACAACGCCGAAAACGGUGGUUUCCACGCCAACAGGUCCGGUGGUUCCAUUCACCGAGUAUCUCAGCAAAGAGGACGAUGAUAAAAUUCAUAUUCUGAUCGGUGCUACUGGCUCGGUGGCAACGAUCAAGAUCCCAAUGAUAAUUGACAAGCUUUUCAAGCUAUACGGGGUUGAUAAGGUGUCGAUCCAGUUGGUGGUUACGCAGGCCGCAGAGCAUUUUUUGCAUGGACUCAAGAUUUCUACAGAGGUGAAAAUCUGGAGAGAGAACGAAGAAUGGUCGACGCCGAUGACGAAACCAGGCGACCCUAUACUGCAUGUUGAGUUGCGAAAGUGGGCAGACAUCUUCCUGAUUGCUCCUCUCUCUGCUAACACUCUUGCCAAAAUUGCCAAUGGUAUUGCUGACAACUUGCUCACAUCGAUAAUUCGGGUGUGGAACCCGGCCAUUCCUAUCAUCAUGGCUCCCGCGAUGAACACUUUGAUGUACACACACCCGAUCACAAAAAAACACUUUGCUGUCAUCAAGGAGGAUUUCAAGUUUGUCGAGGUGCUGAAACCGAUUGAAAAGGUGCUCAUAUGCGGAGAUAUAGGAAUGGGAGGAAUGAGAGAAUGGAGCGAGAUUGUGGAUAUUCUCUACCGGAAGAUGAAGACAUUACAAGCAGAAAAGUUAAGGAAAGCAAACGAGAGGAUUGAGGAGGAGGAGGAGGAGGAGGAAGACGAAGAUGAAGAUGAAGACGACGACGACGAAGACGAAGACGAUGACUAUGACGACGACGAAGAUGACGAUGAAGAGGACGAUGUGGAGUCCACGGUCGUCGAAAAUAAGCCAUCCCGCGAAUGA